CGGUUUUGGUGCUCUCCAACACAGCCACUCACACACACAUGCCAGGGCCGUGUUCAGUACGAAAAUGUUUUGGAACGUCGCAGAUAUAAAUGCUAUGGAUGUCAUUAUUUACGUUACAUGUCAUAGAAUAGAGGCAUGUUUGUUCUAAAUAGCAUAUUUAUAUCUGAAUUUAACAAAACGUUGCGUCCUGCUGAACGCGAUCCAGGUAAAACAUGUAGGCCUAAAUUAGAUGACCUUUACUCAUUGGAAAAUUAAUUCUAAACAAUUCCACAAUAUUUGUGCAUGAGAACGUCAACACCACAUAAUACACGCUAAUUCCAUGGAAUUCCAUUUGGGAUAUUUUGACAGGGAAGGACAGAGUAGGACACACGUGAAUCGGAGUUCCUGUGCAAGAAGGCUUACCAGCUAGCUAACCUGAAAAAAUGUCCACCAUAUCUGCUGCCAGCGUUGAGCCCGUUGCAAUUGAGGGCACGGAGAAGAAACCACUGAAACCCUGUUGUGCGUGCCCAGAGACGAAGAAAGUUAGGGAUGCGUGCAUCAUUGAGAAGGGCGAAGAUAGUUGCACAGAUCUCAUCGAGGCACAUAAGGAUUGUAUGAGGGCGCUUGGAUUCAAGAUUUAAUAUAACUUUAUAUAAUGAGUAAUUGUGUGUCGUUGCUGGCUGGCUGUCUUGAAGGGACCUGGGAUAUUCCUUGUUUAUAUUUAUACCUCAACAUGAAAGGAAGAUGUGAUCGCUGCAAAGAUGAUCAUGAUGGAAGAUAUGUUCCACUGAGUGACAUGUGUUUUUAAUGCUCUGGAUUUCAGAAUUAUGUGUAUGUUCUGCUGAUUUGAAUGUCAUAAAUAUUCUAUGCAAUUUGA
Coregonus clupeaformis (lake whitefish) is the source of this 856-nucleotide messenger RNA. Its product is annotated as cytochrome c oxidase copper chaperone. The record is from RefSeq and is a predicted model, not a curated record. Gene Ontology annotation, cellular component: mitochondrial intermembrane space. The coding region runs from base 423 to 620 and encodes 65 amino acids. Gene Ontology annotation, molecular function: copper ion binding; copper chaperone activity. The transcript has 5 exons. Lineage: Eukaryota; Metazoa; Chordata; Actinopteri; Salmoniformes; Salmonidae. Gene Ontology annotation, biological process: mitochondrial respiratory chain complex IV assembly.